CCCAACAGCGGCAGCUCUGCUGCUACUACUGCUGCUCCGCUCUGGAGGACGACACUUCCGCACCGAGAGGCCAGCGUUUAUGGGCGUGUAACUUUGCAGCCACCACGAGCUCUUCAGGGGAGAACGGCAACUCCCAAAAUAGCAAUGCGAUUUCGGGAAGCCUCCGGUAAGAAAAAAAGAAAGAUGGCUGGAGCAGUUUCACCAAUAACUCGACAAGUAACUAAAGAAAACCAGGACUUCGGGACCGCGUCUGUCGAUUUUCGUCUCGAAGACGUCGAGGACUGUUUGAUAUACGACCGGCACGGAGUCCCUGUUCCGUUCAAGAAAUUAUAUCAAGAAAGGAAAUCGGUCAUUAUUUUCGUGCGGAAUUUCCUGUGCUACAGCUGUAAAGAAUAUGUGGAGGAUCUGAGCAAAAUACCCCGAGAAGCACUGGAGGAUGCUGACAUUCGACUGGUUGUGAUCGGUCAGUCUGCUCAUCGCCACAUUCAGCCAUUCUGCUCGCUGACAGGGUAUCCCUAUGAACUAUACGUGGACCCGGAUCGGUGCAUUUAUCAAAAGCUUGGGAUGAAGAGAGAGGAAACAUAUACAGACUCAGGGGGACAUGCAUCAACAAGGUGGAGCCAUCAUUGCAGGACCAGGCUCCCAAGUUCAUUUCUCCCAUUUCGACAUGAACCGGCUGGACCACAUGCCCAUCGACUGGCUCCUGCAGCACGCCGGACUUCAACAGACUCUGGACUUCAGCCACAAGCCAAAGAUCAUCCAUGUGUAGCUGGGCAGCCCGGCGAUGCACACAAGGCGUGUUCGGUCGACAAAAAGGAGUUUGGGCCAAAUCAAUAAUAUAUAGUAAUGUGUUUCUGAGUCUGUUGUCUAUCAUGAGACGGCCUGUGUGGUGGAUGGUUGAGUGUGUAAAAGGGAUAUGAAUGCAUUAUUGUUGAACACAUUUCCAUUAGAGUUGUAUUAUAUGUCUGUUGUAUAGUAAGAUGGUUGCGUGGAUGAACAAUUCAAAAUAAAUGGUGCACUGAUAGAAGUGAUUGGAUUCUUA
Molecule: messenger RNA, 1042 nt
Organism: Pseudoliparis swirei
Lineage: Eukaryota; Metazoa; Chordata; Actinopteri; Perciformes; Liparidae
Gene: prxl2c
Product: peroxiredoxin like 2C
Exons: 7
Coding region: 145-837 (230 amino acids)
Source: RefSeq, a predicted model, not a curated record